AAGGGAAGCGAUGAAGUCCUUGGGUAAGGACCCUUCGGAGGCUUGUUUCCAAGCACUGUCUCCUACAUGGAAGGAUACAAACAUGAAAAAUAGUUUCCUCUGAAGGAUUUUAUAAUCGUAAUGAAUAUGCCCUGGACAAGACACCUCUAAACUGAAGUACAAGAAUUGCCGGGUAUCAGUACCACUCUAGUGUUAGCCCUGCACCAACCAUGCCUGGACUGUACACAUGGAUGUUAGGAACAGCUAGGAAUGACUGGAACCACUUGGAGAAUGUAGCCAAUAAUUCUCAGCCAAACAAUAACUGUAGUGUGCAAUGGCCAAUGAUUAUCCUCCGGGACUGUGUACAUAACAACAAUGAUGUAGCUUCAGAUGUUUUAGGCCUUGUGUCCUUGGUGUCAUGGAUGAUUGUCAGUAUUCCACAAAUGGUGAUGAAUUGUCGGAAUAUUCGUGGUGUUGAGGGUGUUUCCAUCCUGCUUAUUCUACAAUGGACUCUCGGAGAUGCAACAAAUCUUAUUGGUUCUAUUCUGACCAAUCAGCUACCUUUACAGAUUUACCUUGCUGUAUAUUUUGUGUUUGCGGAUAUUAUUCUGUUUUGUCAAUACCUUUAUUAUCAAAUAUGGAAAUGGAAACGCAGUCAAUUGGCAAAUGAAGUGCAGCCUAGCGGUCCUGCCCGGAUAGUCCUAUGUUUUACCGGCACUCUCCUCUCCUUCAACACUCUAGGGGCAAUUCUUGGAAGGUUAAGGGAGGUACCAGAUGUCAGUGGGAACAUUGUCCAUAUCCCCAGGCCUGGAAGUAGACGGCUGAUGUCGACCAAUCUCACUCAUGUCCAGUUUUUCAAAAACAUUCAGGAUGUGUCUGGCUAUGUCAUUGGAAUAGUGUCAAGUAUAUUCUAUGUGGGCUCUCGACUUUCACAGCUGUAUAAAAACUAUAAGAGGAAGUCAACAGAGGGUCUAUCUGUUAUGAUGUUUAUAUUGGCGGUCCUUGGAAACAUAACAUAUGGUUUGUCAAUCCUGGUGCGAUCACUUGAUGGAGAAUAUGUCCUGAAACACCUACCCUGGCUAAUUGGCAGCUUGGGAGUCAUCUUUCUCGAUCUUUCUCUGCUGUGUCAGUUUAAGUACUACGGUGUGAGGGACUUUGAUACUCUUUCCAAUCAGCCAUUGGUGAACAAUGAGAUCCUGAACCAGGCUUCACCACUUGACUAUACAGAAGCCAGAUUAGACCCUAAUGGGAUUGUCAACUGAGAGAAAACUUCUUAAGACAUUCAGGCAAAUAAAAAAAAGUGUGUUUUUAAAAAAAGUGAACCUAUAAAAUCUACAGAGAUGUAUCGUUACCAGUGAUGAUUGAAUGACUUUCAGAGGUAGGGAUCCUCAGAUUAGGUAGUUAUUUAAGAUAAGUGAGUGAUUCCUAAGUACUAUUUAACGAUACAGAUAUACAGGUAGACGAGGGAUUUAAUGAGAACGCCAUAGUAAUAAGUAGAGGCAGAUUCCAACAUAACUGAGGAUUCUUACCAGAUAACCCCUAGAAUUUACAAAAGUAGGGCAUCAAGUCUUUCGUAACAUAGCUUUCCGAUGUGGAGAGAAAAGAUGUUUACAAUGUAGAUAUAGAUAAGCAAAACAUGAUAAUGUGAUUCUAUAACAAAUAAGGUGAACAAUUCCCAUGGACUUUGUGUGCUGGUGCUUGAUGGUUGUAUGUACAUAUUUAGCUACAAUUAUUUAAACUGAUACAUGUUUUUGAAUGUUUAAAAAUGUAAUAUCAUACACUGUUAUCAUAAUGUUGUUACCAAUGUGUCAUGAUAUGGUUUAGACAUUAUUUUACCUUUGAUGUUCAAAUUUGGCUGACAUUCUACUCAAAUAAGCAGUGGUGUGAUCCUUUCAAAAUAUCUGAUAAAAAAGGUCUAAGCCUUCUUGGGAAUAUUUUACCAAGUAAAACAAAAGUAGUGCAUGUUUCCACUGCAGAAGUGUUGACUUACUAUAAAUAAGUAUUAGUUGAAUUUAUAUUUUAAAAUAAAAACACUAAAUAUAGAACAUCACUUUUGCGUACUAUGCAAAAUAGUAUGAAAUCAAAUGAAACUCUGUUGUCUAAACAUUUAUUUGUGGUAAUUUCAUUUUCUAUAAAUGUGAGCUAUGCUUAUGUGUCUUGAUACUGAAUGUUUUAUUGUAGAUUUUAAGGAGAAUGAAUUUAAAAAGACAAGUAAGGGUUUUUUGCAAGAGUAGAUAGAUCUGUUUUAAAAUAUAUAUGAUGGUUUUAUGGACACUUAAAUAGAUUUGAAUCUUAUUGUAUUAAGUUUAUUGUUUGAUA
Molecule: messenger RNA, 2298 nt
Organism: Ylistrum balloti
Lineage: Eukaryota; Metazoa; Mollusca; Bivalvia; Pectinida; Pectinidae
Product: lysosomal amino acid transporter 1 homolog
Exons: 8
Coding region: 210-1241 (343 amino acids)
Source: RefSeq, a predicted model, not a curated record